AUGUCAUCAGCCAUUACAUUCACAAAGCACAAUUCCAUACAAUCGCUAAUUCCAUAUUCCAUUCAAUCUGAAAUGUUUUGUAGAUCUCUCAAAUGUGUGGGCGGCCACAAUUUGCCUAGAUCUGAGAAAAUAAACACGAGGACGGAUAGUGGAAUGUUACUCUAUGGUCAUAAAUUAAUUCUAGAUAUUCGACAUGAAUUUCAACUCAAAUUGACCUACUUAGCUUUUCUAAAAAAAACUUUAUGUAUGUUGCCGAAAAGAUAA
Clunio marinus is the source of this 264-nucleotide messenger RNA. Lineage: Eukaryota; Metazoa; Arthropoda; Insecta; Diptera; Chironomidae. The record is from the annotation of a GenBank genome assembly.